UAGGAUCUCAGGCACACUACAAGCACUCUCUUACGUAGACAUCCACCAAGGAGAGAGCCGAUACAACAACACGGUUGAUCUGCUCAAACACAAAAAUCUACCUGCUUUCUGAAUCAUGUCGUUGAGCCCAAAGCAUACAACGCCUUUUUCAGUGACAGAUAUUUUGAGUCCAAUCGAGGAGACCUACAAGAAGUUCAGUGGCAUGGACGGCGCAGGAAACCUAACCUCUCCACUGGGAGCCUACCGACAGCCUCAGGUGUCUCAGACCGGCAUGCAACAACACUCCAUGGGCCAUAACGCCACCGUGGCCACUACUUACCACAUGCCGCACACCGUCUCACAGUUCUCCCACAGCGCAAUGGGGGGAUACUGCAAUGGAAGCAUUGGUAACAUGGGAGACCUCCCGUCGUACCAGGAAAGCAUGCGGAAUAGUGCAGCAGCUACAGGCUGGUACAGCGCCAACCCUGAUCCAAGAUACUCCACAAUUUCUAGAUUCAUGGGACCUUCCACAGGUAUGAACAUGAACAUGGGGAGUCUCACAGGAAUGGCGGACCCCACCAAAGCCAUGCCAACUCUCCACGCUGCGCCCAGGAGAAAACGGCGCGUCCUGUUCUCGCAGGCUCAGGUCUACGAGCUGGAGAGGAGAUUUAAGCAGCAGAAAUACCUGUCAGCGCCCGAGAGGGAGCACCUGGCCAGUAUGAUCCACCUAACGCCGACUCAAGUGAAAAUCUGGUUUCAGAACCACCGAUAUAAGAUGAAGCGCCAGGCCAAGGACAAGGCGGCGCAACAGCUGCAGCAGCAGCAACAGGACGGUAACCUGUGCCAACAGCAGGCGCAGUCCCCGCGGCGCGUAGCCGUGCCCGUUCUGGUGAAGGACGGCAAACCGUGUCAGAACGGCUCCAACACGCCAACACCGAACCAGCAACAGGUGCAACAAACCCAACAACAAAAUGGAGCCGGGGUCGUGCUUGCAUCCUCGACCAACAGCCUCACCCAGCAUCAAAGCCAGCAGCAGGUGAACGCUUUGGAGCUUGAGGAGAUGUCGCCUAGCCCCCCCUCACUGCACAGCCAACUCAGCAUGGCCCAGAUAGACACAUCUGCUGUAGAUUACACCAGUAACAUGGUCAGCUCAAACCUCCUCUACGGCAGAACGUGGUAGGACCCAAUAAUACAGUACUGACACUCUAUACUUUUCUACAUGAACCUGCGGAUGAGCCCAAUGAAGAACUC
Messenger RNA from Melanotaenia boesemani (Boeseman's rainbowfish), 1230 nucleotides. RefSeq names its product NK2 homeobox 4a (gene nkx2.4a). Gene Ontology annotation, cellular component: nucleus. Gene Ontology annotation, molecular function: DNA-binding transcription factor activity, RNA polymerase II-specific; RNA polymerase II cis-regulatory region sequence-specific DNA binding. NCBI's taxonomy places the organism in Eukaryota, Metazoa, Chordata, Actinopteri, Atheriniformes, Melanotaeniidae. Bases 116 to 1159 code for a protein of 347 amino acids. The record is from RefSeq and is a predicted model, not a curated record. Gene Ontology annotation, biological process: regulation of transcription by RNA polymerase II; cell differentiation. The transcript is spliced from 2 exons.